Messenger RNA from Myripristis murdjan (pinecone soldierfish), 2463 nucleotides. It is a transcript of the gene pbk, whose product is annotated as PDZ binding kinase. The transcript has 7 exons. Gene Ontology annotation, biological process: peptidyl-serine phosphorylation. NCBI's taxonomy places the organism in Eukaryota, Metazoa, Chordata, Actinopteri, Holocentriformes, Holocentridae. Bases 121 to 1140 code for a protein of 339 amino acids. The record is from RefSeq and is a predicted model, not a curated record. Gene Ontology annotation, molecular function: protein serine/threonine kinase activity; ATP binding.
CCUCCGCGGCAUCCGUACAUUCUGCAGCUACGUAAACACCGGUUUGAAAGCUCGGCGCGGUUGGACUUGGUCGGUUUUGUUGUGAUUUAUACCCAGAAAGACCGAGGGGACAGUGAAACAAUGGAUUCUCCUGCCACAAACAGCGACGAGGGCGUAUUCAAGACCCCUAAACCGGUCCGGGUGAGGAGCUCCCAGUCCGGAAGCUCCGGUGGGACUCCCGUUAACAUCCCGGCAUCACCUUUCAUGAAAAAGCUUGGCUGUGGAACUGGAGUGAACGUUUACCUCAUGAACAGGGUGGGCAAACUGAACUCAUCACCGUGGGCUGUCAAGAAGAUCAACAGUAAAUGUGCUGCCAAGCAGGUGAAGGUUUACCAGCAGCGACUCAACGCAGAGGCAAAGAUCCUGAAGGGAAUCAAGCACCCAAAUAUUGUUGGUUUUCGUGCCUUCACCACGGCCAAAGAUGGCUCCAAGUGUCUGGCCAUGGAGUACGGAGGAGAGCAGUCACUCAACGAUCUGAUAGAGAUGAGGAGAGAGGAAGGCCUCAAGGCUUUCCCUCCUGCCACCAUAGAGAAAGUGGCGCUGCAUGUGGCUCGAGGCCUGCAGUACCUUCACAAUGAGAAGAAGCUGCUCCACGGCGACAUGAAGUCAUGUAACGUGGUCAUAAAGGGCGACUUCGAGACAGUGAAGAUCUGUGAUGUGGGAGUGUCUCUCCAGCUGGAUGAGAAUAUGAGAGUGUCAGACCCUAAGGCAGAGUACAUUGGCACAGAGCCAUGGAAGCCAAAGGAGACUCUAGAGGAGGGAGGGGAGAUCACUGACAAAGCAGACAUCUUCGCCUAUGGCCUGACUCUGUGGGAGAUGAUGUCGCUGGCCAUGCCUCAUCUGGAGAUGCUUGAGGAUGAGGAUGAAGAUGAGUCUGAGGAGGAGAGUUUCGAUGAAGAUGCCUACUACGAGAGGCUGGGGACCAGGCCUGCGCUGGAUGCCGAGGCUUUGGGUGACACCUACCGCAAGAUGGUGGAGCUCUUCUGCCUCUGCACAGAGGAGGACCCCAGGAAGCGACCCUCAGCUGCCCAGAUCGUCCAGGCUCUGGAGUCCAACACCGCCCUGGAGGAAACUCCCAGCGAGGUCAUUGUUAUUGACUGAGUCGCACACAGAGAUAUCAUCUCUGCACAAGCUAGUUUCAGGAUUUCUUUUUUCUUCCACCAGUGAUUGAUCUGGAGUGACAUGAAAGCCCCGAGUCAUUCUUAUCAAAUAAAAGUGACACUUCAUUGAUCCUCAGAGAAACUCUUUCUAACCACAAGAAGAGCACUUGGCAUGUUUGACAACAUGAAUGAAAAAGUUGCUCUUACAGCUACAAGUAAAGAAUGAUUUGAGUGAGUUUCAAAUUCAGUUUCAGUUAUGUGGCACAUUCCAUACAACUGAAUACAAUGCAGUGCACUUCACAGCACAUAUUGAAAAGCAUUUAAAGAAGAAAAAAAAAGGUUAUCAUCACUUUCCAGGCACUGAAUUAUUCGAAAUUUACAUGUCAAAAAUUAUUCUUUUAGAUUAGCAGCCAGGAAACCUUUUUUUUUCUUGCAUGUCUAGUAUAUUUUUUCCUUUACCAACUUAGACAGGCGAUAGAAAUGUUCUGAGAAAAGCCUGAUCUUGAAUUUGUGCUGCCCAGACAUGGAAACACCACCUCAAUCACUGGUAAAAAUCUCAUUUGACUUUGCGGUGAGCAGACGUUCACUGUAAUUACUGUAAUCUUCAUCACUUUUUUUCCUGUCCCUUUCAGCAGCACAUUACUCUCCUGUGUGUGUGUGUGUGUGUGUGUGUGUGUGUGUGUGUGUGUGUGUGUGUGUGUGUGUGUGUGUGUGUGUGUGUGUGUGUGUGUGUGUGUGUGUGCGCGCGCGCGCGCGCAUGCGUGUUUGUGCGUACAUAGGAUUCCUACAGAUUCUCUUCCUUUCCUCCAUCUGGUUGUCAGUAUGCUUACUUUCACUGUUAUCCUUGUUGAUGUUUUCUGUAUGGCCAUAAGUAUGUAUCUAUCAAUAACAUAAAUUACUUUAGCCUUGUUGCACGGUUAUAACUGAAAAUAAGCUCUUAGGUGCAUAUUUAUAUAUUAAAAAUGCACCAGUAGAGCCAGUGCCUCCCUCUUCGUUAAUGUAUACUAUACAUUACUGCUAUACUUUAGUAAGUUAUUAAUACAUUAUCUUGGAAUUGUAGGGUGAACAGGAAACUUGGUUUGCUGCAAACUAAAGUUUUUGAAUUGAACAAAAUAAGAUGUUUUUUACAUUUUUGAAAGUUCAUUUAUCUUCUUUGUCUCUGAAUGAUGUCUAUUCUCUCCUGUGUGAAUGUCUCUUCUUUUCUCUCAGUGCGAUGUGAGUCUCCGCUUUCUGUAUGAGUUAUUUGAUAUGGGUCUGUAUUGUAUGACAAAACAUGCACUGUACAUGAUUUUACAGAAAUGCAAUUAAAAUAUGUCAAUGCAAA